AUUUGUUUUCGCGGGUGUACGAGCAUUUCUUCAUUCCUACCUGCUUAAGACUGAGUGAAUUUGCUUGAGAUUCAAGUGAUUUUUCAAAUAAUAUUUAUUUCAUUACACGUUGAAUGUUAAGAAUAUCAUUUUCGAAUGUAGAAACGAAGUUGUUAUUUUACUGAGUUUGAAGUGUUACUAUGUAAUAAGUGAAAUCGUAUAUGUAUCAGCAAAUUCAUCCACAUUUUGUAAAUAUAUCAUUACCGUGUAAUGAUUUCGAUUAAAAUAUUGUUUUUGUUUUCCGUUCUCCAUUUUUCAAAAGUAAUCUCAGUAGUUACUAACAUUUGUAAUGUGGGUGAACCUGGAUAUAUAGCUUGUAAAGAAAAAGAUGCCAUAUGUAUAAUUUCAAAUACAAGAAUAUUUAAUUAUAGUUGUGAAUGCAGAACAGGUUAUCAGUUUAAUGAAAACUCAACUAAAUGUAUUGAGGAUCAGUGCAGUGAAGACAGUUCAGGAUACAGGUUUUGUCGUGCAGAAAAAGCUAAUUGUCAUAAUGAUCCUACAAGUGAAAAAGGAUAUGUUUGUGUUUGUGAGCAAGGCAAACAAAGAAAUCCCAUUUCAGAAAUGUGUGAAGAGAUAGCUAAUUAUACACAUUUUGUCACAGAAAAACCAGCUAUUUCUAAUACUGAAGAUAUUCCUAUUGUAGAAAAUAUUCCUAUUACCAAAGCUCCAGUUGAAGAUCCUUGUUCCAUGAGCAGUUGUACAAAAAACACCACUUGUAUAAUAAUUGAAGGCAGUUAUUUUUGUGAAUGCAACACUGGUUUUAUACCAAAACCAGACUAUCAAAUUCUAGUGAAGAAAUGUUCAGGUAAAUCCAUAUUUGAUAAUUGAAAACAUUGAUUAAAAUAUUUAGAAUGCUAUUAUAUCUGUAUAUUUCUCAAAUAAUGUUAUUUUCCAUUAUUUAUACAUCUUGUGAAAAUAGAUAUCACUAAAUAAGAAAAUCUCUCGACUCACUGUGUGUAAGUAGUGUUAAGAGGAAAAUCAGUUGGGAGAUGAUAGUAUGGGUCAGUUUAAACAAAAAAACUUUAUAUGAACAUGGGUAUUAUUCUUAGUAAUUUUGGAGAUAAGCUGUUUAAAAAUUACUCACAAAAGUUACUUAUAAUAAUAGUGAAUUGUGUGUGCUACUUUCACAACAAAUACUCAAAAAUUGAACUGUGAACCUUGCUAAUAGCUCAUGUCUGACAAUGGAGAUAUCAUUUCUCUGAACUUUGAACUUUUGUUGUGAAACUACACAAAAAUAACGGUUUUAAAUUCAAAUCUGUCGAAAGCAUUUGAAAACCAUUAAAUCUUUGAAGCUGUACAAGAUAGAGCUCAUUCAGCUUGCUGAAAUUAAUACAUAAAUCCUUGUUAAUUCAAACUUGGAUAGUUCAAAAUCUUAUUAGUUCAUAACCAUACUUUUGUCCUGGUCAGAGAGAUAGUUGUACAUAUUAAGGAAUUUGGUUAGUUUGGAAUAUGGUACUUUGAAAUUUAAAGUGAAAAUUCUGUUUGAGCUGUGAUAUGCAUAUGUUAACUUGUUCAUUUAGAUUGAAAUGCCUCUAUGCUAUAAGAGAACAAUAGAUUAAGAACAACUCUAAAGUGAUCAGUAUGGCUUUGCUUUCACAGUAACAUUUUGUUUUUCACAUUUUUGGGUAUCGCCUUACACAUGGACAAAUUGCUUUAUUUUUUUUUUCCUCUACAUAAAAUAUGGCUGAUUUUUCAAGAUUGCAAGAUUGGGCUAUAAGUAGCAGAUUGAUGUAUUUAUAGACUGUAGGCUACUUCAUUUGGGCAACUUACUACUUUUUGGACCACUUUAAAAAUAAUUUAGGCUACAUUUCCAGGAAUUUUACCUUACUUUUUAUAAAACCUAUCUGACAACCU
Messenger RNA from Centruroides sculpturatus (bark scorpion), 1893 nucleotides. Its product is annotated as adhesion G protein-coupled receptor E1-like. The transcript has 5 exons. The coding region runs from base 250 to 867 and encodes 205 amino acids. Lineage: Eukaryota; Metazoa; Arthropoda; Arachnida; Scorpiones; Buthidae. The record is from RefSeq and is a predicted model, not a curated record.